Messenger RNA from Lotus japonicus, 1320 nucleotides. RefSeq lists its product as uncharacterized. Bases 1 to 1320 code for a protein of 439 amino acids. The record is from RefSeq and is a predicted model, not a curated record. NCBI's taxonomy places the organism in Eukaryota, Viridiplantae, Streptophyta, Magnoliopsida, Fabales, Fabaceae. The transcript has a single exon. Gene Ontology annotation, molecular function: protein binding.
AUGGUCGAGAUGUCACCCCAUGGAAGUGAAAGUUCUUUCGGUUCAUCACUCACUGAAAACCAAUGGAUUAGUAGGAAGGUGAGUAAGCAAGAAACCAACAAAUGGACACAUCUUCCCCAGGAUAUUUUGGAACAGAUAAUGAAACGUCUAUGCCUCACAGAUUACCUUACAAUGCGUGCAAUAUGCUCGUCUUGGAGGAGUACCGUUACUAAUGCCAUUGCAAACAAGUAUUGCCAUCCUUUACCCGAACUUCCACUAGUUGUCUUUAUAUCGCAUGAACAAACAUUUUUCAGCUUGAAAAACGAACGUGGAUAUUGUCCCAAAAGCUCACUAUUUGACUCUACAAGCAUAUUUUGCCAUGGUUCAAUUGAAGGAUGGAUGAUUUUAUCAAAUUAUAAUGAAGAUAAUAGUUUAUCCUUCACCUUCUUCAAUCCAGUGACUACGGGUAGUGUUUCGGUCCCACCCCCGUUGUACUUUCCCUUCAACACUCAAAUCCAAGAUAUGAAAUUGUCCAUGGGGAAAAUGGUGGUCUCUUCCACACCGGAUGGUUAUGACUCAGAUUGUUUUUUGGCCGGUCUCUGCAACGAUUUUUGUCACAUUGCAUUUUAUAGGCUCUUUGACGAGUCUUGGAACAUGAUUGAAAUAGAGAAAGAUUCUGUGUUCCAUUUUUUGGAUAUAGAAAUUAUGGGUUCCAAGUUGUAUGUUAGAACUAACAGACCUUUGAAUUCCAUGUUGGUUUAUGAUCUGAAAGAUUCCACUAAUGGCUCUCCAAAGCACAAAGUAUUAAGUGUGCUUCCGGAAAAAUCCACGCCACAAAUAUCAAGAACUAUUGAUAGCCAACGUCAUAUUUCAGGUCAUGCCUUCUGCCGUUUAGCCAAACACGAAAAGUUGAAGCAAUUAUUUCUCAUUUAUGUGAUAUGCAGUGCAGUUUAUAAACCUGAAGAUGUGAACUAUAUGAAUAUGGUCACAAAAUUUGUUAACUCACCCGAUAUUACUGGAGUCGAAGUGUUCAAGUUGGACAUGAAUAAGGAACCUAUUGCGUGGACAAAGUGUGAAAGCUUGGAUGAUAAUGUGGUUUUUGUUAGUUAUUGCAAGAGCAUGGUAAUGUCAAGAGCUGCAUUCAAUAGCACUCACAAGUCAAUUAUAAGAGAAAACAGUGUCUACUUUGCUCUUUCAUUUGAAUGUCUUACAGAUCCAUGUCAAGACAUUCAGUUUGGGAUCAGGCACUUGACUGAUAGCAGCAGCACCAAAUAUUUUUCUGUAGAGAAAUCAGAUCAUUCUGAUGUCCCUUAUCCUUUCUGGUUCGUACCAAGUAUUUGA